CACUGCAGGCUUCCUCCCAAACUGGCAACACAGAAGGAGCCACUCUGCUGUCGUCACUCAGUCGGGAGGAAAAUGGCGACCGCCUAUGAAAGAUACAAUUUGCACACAACCCCUGAGAAGUUCUUCAUCGAGGCGUGUGAUGAGGGCGCCGACGCCGUCCUGGUCAUUGACCGGGUUUCCAACGAGAUGACCCUCACAGGUAGGCAGGAUGUCCCUCCGUCUGCCGUCACCAGACCCAUUUGUGGGAUCAUGGGAACUAUUCGCCUGGUUGCAGGGAUGUACCUGAUCGUCAUCACCAGGAAGAGGAAUGUAGGCAACCUCCUGGGCCACUCUGUGUGGAAGGCUGUGGACUUUGAUGUGAUCUCCUAUAAGAAGACGGUGCUCCAUCUGUCAGAGAUACAGUCUCAGGAGAAUAAGACCUUCCUGGCGAUGAUUAACAACGUGCUGACUACAGACGGCUUCUACUUCUGCACUGACUUCGAUCUAACGCACACGCUGCAGCGCCUGGCAAACACCAGCCCUGACUUCCAAGAGAUGAGUCUGCUGGAGAGGGCAGAUCAGAGGUUCGUCUGGAACGGUAACCUUUUGAGGGAGCUGGCCGGCCAGCCUGAGCUGCACAGGUUUGCACUGCCUGUUAUCCAUGGAUUCAUCGUCAUGAAGCCGUGCCGCAUAAAUGGGAAGAUCUUUGAGUGGAUCCUCAUCUCCAGGAGAAGCUGCUUCCGCGCUGGCGUCAGAUAUUAUGUCAGAGGCAUCGACUCUGAAGGCCAUGCUGCUAACUUUGUGGAGACUGAGCAGAUAGUUUUGUAUGAAGGCGCCAAGGCUUCAUUUGUGCAGACACGAGGUUCUAUGCCGUUCUACUGGAGCCAGAGACCCAACCUGAAGUACAAACCCAAACCAGUGAUCAGCAAAACCAUGAACCACAUGGAUGGUUUCCAGAGACACUUUGACUCACAGCUGCUCAUCUAUGGAAAGCAAACUGUGUUGAACCUGGUGAAUCAAAAAGGCUCAGAGAAGCCACUAGAAGAGGAGUUUGCCAAGAUGUCAUCCGGUCUAAACAACGGUUUGCUUAACUACUUGGCCUUUGACUUUCACAAAGAGUGCAGUCACAUGAGAUGGGAGCGCCUUCAGAUCUUGGUGGACGCCGUCGCUGAGGCCCAAGAGGAAUACGGCUACUUCAUGGUGAACACGGAUGGAAAGAUUUUGACCCAGCAGAAAGGAGUUUUCAGGAGUAAUUGUAUGGACUGCCUGGACAGGACCAACGUCAUCCAGAGCCUGCUGGCCAGACGCUCGCUUCAGUCUCAGCUUCUGAGGAUGGGAGUCCUGAAUGUGGGUCAGCGCAUCGAAGAGCAGGCCGAGUUUGAAAAAGUCUACAAAAACGCAUGGGCUGACAAUGCUAAUGCAUGCGCUGUGCAGUAUGCAGGAACCGGAGCCUUAAAAACAGACUUUACCAGGACGGGGAAGAGGACCAGGUGGGGGCUGCUGAUGGACGGCUGGAACUCCAUGAUCCGCUACUACAAGAAUAACUUCUCAGAUGGAUUCAGACAGGAUGCCAUUGACCUUUUCCUGGGGAACUUUUCUGUUGACGAGUCCGAUGGGCCCACUCCUCUCCGUGUGAAGAAGGACUGGAAGUUCCUAACGCUUCCCAUCGUCAUGCUGGUUGCGUUUUCCAUGUGCAUCGUUUCGCUCCUUCUGGCCGGUGACACGUGGACAGAGACCCUGGCUUAUUUCAUGUUCUGGGGCAGCGCCAGUGCAAUCACAGCAACCAUCAUCCUGUUUAACAGCCAGGACUUUGUGGACGCCCCAAAGUUGGUUCACAAGGAGAAGAUGGACUGAGUGCGUGGAGCCGCUGUGUGACAGCCGCUCCUCUACCGUAGCUUCAGAUCUGAUCCAACUGCGUGGCGAUUUCCGGACUUUUGUUUUUCUAAUGUUUGUCUGCAGCAAAGUCAACCUUCAGAUGUUUGUCUAUAACCUUGUAUUGAUCUGUAUGUUCACGCAGCUGUAUCAGUCAGUCUGUAUUACGGUUUCACAAGAAGGUUUUCAUCGUCUCUGUUGACCAAAAAAUACUUCUUACUGUCCGUUUCCAUUGGAGUUGUCUUUGUGUUGUUGGUUUGCUGCAUACCUUCAAAUGCCCUAAAGAAUUACCCCCCC
Messenger RNA from Cyprinodon tularosa, 2148 nucleotides. RefSeq names its product SAC1 like phosphatidylinositide phosphatase a (gene sacm1la). Lineage: Eukaryota; Metazoa; Chordata; Actinopteri; Cyprinodontiformes; Cyprinodontidae. Gene Ontology annotation, cellular component: endoplasmic reticulum. The transcript has 20 exons. Gene Ontology annotation, biological process: phosphatidylinositol dephosphorylation. The record is from RefSeq and is a predicted model, not a curated record. Gene Ontology annotation, molecular function: phosphatidylinositol-4-phosphate phosphatase activity. Bases 73 to 1833 code for a protein of 586 amino acids.